This is a messenger RNA of Leptopilina boulardi, 1413 nucleotides long. Its product is annotated as putative odorant receptor 85d. The transcript has 10 exons. Bases 90 to 1247 code for a protein of 385 amino acids. Gene Ontology annotation, biological process: sensory perception of smell; detection of chemical stimulus involved in sensory perception of smell. Gene Ontology annotation, cellular component: plasma membrane. The record is from RefSeq and is a predicted model, not a curated record. NCBI's taxonomy places the organism in Eukaryota, Metazoa, Arthropoda, Insecta, Hymenoptera, Figitidae. Gene Ontology annotation, molecular function: odorant binding; olfactory receptor activity.
AAAUAUAUAAAGUGAAACAUCAUCAUCAGUAUUGAAUUGAUACUUGUCACGCUUAAACGUGACAAAAACAAAAAAAAAAAAAAAAAGAAAUGUCUGAUUUUUUUGAUAAUCGUUAUUUUUAUAUUAAUAAAUUUUUCUUAUCUUGCAUUGGUCAAUGGCCAUUUCAUAGUGCGAGACGAAAUUUUAUUAUUCAAUUUUUCAUAUUUUUUGCGCUAUUAAUUUGUUUAGUUACCACGGGAGCUGGUUUUUUAAGAGCUUGGGGCGAUUCAGAUAAAAUGAUAGAGUGCCUUCCAACAAUUUUUACAGCAAUUGGUUGUUUGGUUUAUUGUAUUAUUUAUUUGUCAAAACAAAAAAAGUUGGGUCGUCUUUUUCAUGAAAUCAAACGUGAUUGGGAAUAUUGGUCCUCUGAUCGUGAGCAAUUAAUUAUUUUUAAUCACGCCAAUCAUGGAAGAAUUUAUACUAUUUUUUAUACAGGAUGCAUAUCGGGUACAUUAUUAACUUAUUUAUUAAUGGCAGUAACGCCACAAUUUCUCGAUAUUGUUUUGCCAUUAAAUGAAUCGCGUCCAAAAAAUUUACCAUUUCAAAUGUAUUAUUUUUGUAAUUAUUCUGAGGAUUAUUUUUAUUGGAUUAUGCUUCAUAUUUCAUUUAAUGCUAUUGUGGAAAUGUGCAUUCUCAUUGGUUCUGAAUCAAUUUUGGCAGUAUUUACCGAACAUGCUUGUGCGCUUUUUAAAAUAAUUGGUUUACAAUUAAAAAAAAUCAAUAGCAACGACAGCGAAGGAAAUAAUUUGAAAGCAGUGAUUUUUUGCAUUGAACAACAUAAUCGUGCGAUUGAAUUUUGCACUAUCAUCGAAUCACUUUUCAGUCCUUGCUUUUUUUUCAUAAUGGGAUUGAAUACCAUAUUAAUUUCUGCUUCUUUAAUUCAGGUUGUUGUAAAUCUCAAUAAAAUUGAUAUUGCUGUGAGAUUUGGAGCGUUUACUGGAGCUUCCAUCGCUCAUCUUUUUUUAAAUAGUCUCCCCGCGCAAAGAUUAAUGGAUUAUAGUGCCAAUCUCGCAGAUAAUUUAUAUGAUAGUUCUUGGUAUCAGAUGCCAGUGAAAAUAAGAAAACUUUUAUUAUUAAUAAUGAUGAGAAGUCGUGUUCCGUGUAAAUUAACUGCUGGAAAAAUGUUGGAUUUAUCAUUGAGGAGUGUUUGUUCGAUCCUUCAGGCUUCUUUCUCGUAUUUUACUUUGCUUUCCACAAUGACAACCUGAAGAGUAUCGUCAAAAAAAUUUUUUUUUUAAUCGUAGCAUUAUGUGCAUAUUUUUAUUAACAUAAGACAUUAGUUUGUAUUUACUAUAGGUUGAUGAAAGACUGUAUUCUAUUGGAGGAGAAUAUAGACGAUCGAAACCUUUAAGUCAUACACACCUACGAGUUCAA